GUCCAAACCUUAUAUGAUUGACUUUUCACGAUGUCUGGGAGUUCAUUUAUCUCAUCACCUUUCAUCGAGGGACCUCACCCCUUAACUACUCUCACUUGCAUGCAUUAGAGAGCAAAACUAGCCUUAGUCUACAAAUCGUCUGUAUGAAGUACAGUAAGGUUAUUCUAUAGAAGCUGACAGGAAUUACUGAGGUGUCGAUCGCAGCCUUCUUCGUACACACCGUCAGCUUACUGGGCACUUACAUAGUGCAUGCAUGACAGCUUAUAGUUACUCCAUAACACACACGUGCGAUUAACUGCGAGAUGAGUUUUGCGGCCAGCGGCAGCGCCAGUGUCAGUACCCCGGAGAAGCCGAUCGCCCCAGAGAAACUAUCUUCCCCAGAGACGCUGUCUUCCCCGGAGAAAGCUGUCUUCCCCAGAGAAAUAGGUCGACUGUCGCCCUUUCUCCACGGAUUCUUGGCGGGUCAGCUAUGCCUUUGCCAUGACAUAUCCUGCUUGAAAGCCUACCUUCUUGCCUUCAUUUUCAACUAUCCUGACAUUUCUCCGUACUAGCUCGCCUGACUCCCCUGUUGGCUUACCACGAAAUCCGGGGCACGGCUUAACUUGGCGGCCCGAAUAGGAAGGACGACAUAACAGUAGCGUUCCACCCGCCCGGGCACGAUGGAAAGGAACCUCCUCUCACCUCGGUCAGAGAACUUUAUCCAGGUAUAGGAUUUCCUUACUCGUGCCAUUCCUUGGCCGUUAUGUUCUAUCCAGUCGGUGUCAAUGCUUCGGUCGUCCUUCGGUGCCUUCUAGCCGCCUCCGGCCAUCUCACUCUCGGAUAGUCCACCCCGUCCCAAUGUGCCAUUCGGAAAUAUAAACUGCCAUGUGUACAUCCGUAUGUCUCCACAAACUGAUUCGUCGGGGAGUCUGGGGGCGAUUAUUGCCCCGGAGAGUUCAGCCGCUACCCUCGUGGAGUUGGCUUAGCUUCGCAGCCACAACAUUCCCUAUAGGUCCAAAAGGAGUGAAACGAGACUCAGUUAUGGGGCCAAGAAACAUCAAUUUUGGCCGCUACGCUUGGCAGCGUGCAGUGAUUUAUCCACACGACACAGCCAGUUGAAAAUCGGGAGAUCAUCCCGGUAUGACUACCCCCGUACAAAAAACGCGGGGUAGUCAGCAUGAGACUCAAUUCUAUAUUUCCGUGUCUUUAUCCGAAUCCACCUCUCUACACGGACCCAUAUGGAAUUGCUGUCAUGGCUCCAUUAUGCUAUAUAGUCGACGGCGACCCGAAGUCUUUGGUCUCUCCCAUUAAGGCCCGGCUUCCAACCGUCUCGUCCCACAAAGCAACGCCCUCUCCAAGCUGCCUGUUUAACGAAUUGCUGCGAUGGGUGUCAUUUCUGCUGCCGAUGGCACGUCCGAUCCCAUCCUCACGCGCAUGGUCGCGGAGGACAAGGUCCCGUGGUACAAGAAAAAGAAUUUGAGGCUUCUGUACUUUUACCUGUUCGUCUGCUGCAUGGGUGUGGAGAUGACGUCUGGAUUUGAUUCUCAGUUGAUCAACACCCUCCAGCUCACGCCAGAGUAUCUCAUCUACUUUGGCGAUGGCUACCUGAAGGAGGGGAAGCCGGCGAUUAAGCCAAAUUUGUUGGGCUUCAUGUCAGCUUGCUACCAACUCGGUUCAAUCUUCGGUGUUCCAGUUGCGCCGUACAUCAACCAGCGAUUUGGUCGAAGAUGGGCGAUCAUGAUAGGGUCUGUUAUCAUGGUCGUGGGAGCAAUCCUGCAGUGCUUCUCUCAACACAUUGCAAUGUACAUCAUCGCCCGUAUGAUCCUCGGAUUUGGCAUUGUUAUGUGUAUUAUUGCUGCAUCUGCCAUGAUUGGAGAGCUUUCAUACCCCAAAGAGCGAGCCAUUAUGACGUCCCUAUUCAACUCUUCUUACUUUAUCGGCGCCAUCACGGCUUCCGCGAUCACGAUCGGAACUGUCGAAAUCAAGGGUAACUGGAGUUGGCGUCUGCCUUCUAUCCUCCAAAUCUGCCCGUCAUUGUUGCAGAUCUGCUUCGUCUUUUGCCUACCAGAAAGCCCCCGUUGGCUGAUCAGCAAGGACCGCGACGAGGAAGCCUACGCCGUUCUAGUCAAGUACCACGCCGAGGGUGACUCAGACUCUAUACUUGCAAAGGCAGAAAUGGCACAGAUCAAGUCAACCAUCAAGAUGGAGCUGGAACAUUCGAAACAGUCCUGGACGGAUAUGAUCAGAACAUCCGGUAUGCGUCGUCGUGUGGUCAUCGCCAUGAUGCUCGGCCUGUUCACACAGAUGUCUGGAAACACGCUUCUUUCGUACUACUCCAAUCUCCUCUUCGAACUCAUGGGAUACACCACCAAAUUUGCCAAGACCAGGAUCAACAUCGCCAACAACUGCUGGAGUUUCAUGAACGCCACAGCCCUCGCCUUGAUCAUCACGCGAUUCAAGCGUCGCCACAUGUUCAUGAUCUCUGCGGCGAGUAUGUUGAUGGUCUUCAUCUCGAUGACUAUUUCCUUCGAGAAGCUACGUGAGGCCAAGAACGCAAAAACCAAGAACCAAGCUGCCUCCAUCGCCGCCCUGUUCUUCUACUUCGCCUACUCCCCAUGUUACAACAUGGGUAACAACGCCCUCACAUACACCUACCUCGUCGAACUCUUCCCCUACGCCGAGCGCAGCCGUGGUAUCGGAAUCGAGCAGAUCUUCGGCAAGCUCGGUGGCUUCUUCUCCACCUACGUCAACCCGCUCGCCCUCGAUGCUCUCGACUGGAAGUUCUUCGCCAUCUACUGCGGCUGGAUCUUCUUCGAGUUCUCCUUCGUCUACUGGAUGUACCCCGAGACCCAAGGGCGUACGCUCGAGGAACUCGCUUUCUUGUUCGAGGACAAAGCUCUCGCCGACAAGGCUGUUGAGGCUGUGGAGAAGCAGAUCCAUUUCGGUGGCGAGAAGGACGAUGUUAACCGCGAUAGCAUGGCGCAUGUUGAGGAGGCUACGCGCAAGGAGAUUGCCUGACGGGAGAGGCUUUGAAAUGUUGGCUGGAAUAUUGCCACGUUGUACUUCUGUUCGGUUGUAGUUCUUCAAAUUGAACCACAUUCUUUUAUAAUAUUAUACAUC
Molecule: messenger RNA, 3099 nt
Organism: Pseudogymnoascus verrucosus
Lineage: Eukaryota; Fungi; Ascomycota; Leotiomycetes; Thelebolales; Thelebolaceae
Exons: 7
Coding region: 1363-2997 (544 amino acids)
Biological process (GO): carbohydrate transport; transmembrane transport
Cellular component (GO): membrane
Molecular function (GO): carbohydrate:proton symporter activity
Source: RefSeq, a predicted model, not a curated record